Molecule: messenger RNA, 855 nt
Organism: Eruca vesicaria subsp. sativa (arugula)
Lineage: Eukaryota; Viridiplantae; Streptophyta; Magnoliopsida; Brassicales; Brassicaceae
Source: the annotation of a GenBank genome assembly
AUGUCUGUAGAUCGAACGCAACGCCUCCUCGUACACGAAGAAGCUUCUUCCACUCAAAACCUCACCGGAAAGACACGACUCGCUUCUCUAGACAUCUUCCGUGGCCUCACUGUCGCUUUGAUGAUCCUCGUGGAUGACGCCGGAGGAGAUUGGCCUGUGAUAGCUCACGCUCCUUGGGAAGGCUGCAACUUGGCGGACUUCGUCAUGCCUUUCUUCUUGUUCAUCGUUGGCGUCUCCAUCGCUCUUUCCUUCAAGAGGGUUUCGAACAAGUUUGAUUCUUGUAAGAAAGUGGGGUUUAGGACAUGCAAGCUUCUCUUCUGGGGUCUUUUAUUACAAGGUGGUUUUUCUCAUGCUCCUGAUGAAUUAACCUAUGGGGUUGAUGUCACUAUGAUGAGGUUUUGUGGGAUUCUCCAGAGAAUAGCUUUAUCCUACUUGGUAGUAGCAUUGGUGGAGAUUUUCACAAAGGACUCACAUGAGGAGAAUCUGACUACGGGAAGAUUCUCAAUAUUCAAGUCAUAUUAUUGGCAUUGGAUAGUGGGUGGAUCAGUUCUUGUGAUUUAUCUUGCCACACUCUAUGGAACUUAUGUUCCUGAUUGGGAGUUUGUUGUCUAUGAUAAAGAUAGCAUUCUAUAUGGGAAAGUCCAAUCCGUAUCAUGUGGGGUGAGAGGGGAGCUAAACCCUCCUUGCAAUGCUGUUGGAUAUGUUGAUAGACAAGUUCUAGGAUCAAUCAUAUGUAUCACCAUCCUGCUUGGAGAAGAUCCAAGGCUUGCACUGAGCAUUCCCCUUACGAGGGAACUUUGCGUCAAGAUGCACCGUCAUGGUGUCAUGCUCCGUUUGAGCCUGAAGGAGUCUUAA